Messenger RNA from Diprion similis, 534 nucleotides. Its product is annotated as phosphatidylinositol N-acetylglucosaminyltransferase subunit Y. The record is from RefSeq and is a predicted model, not a curated record. The transcript has a single exon. Lineage: Eukaryota; Metazoa; Arthropoda; Insecta; Hymenoptera; Diprionidae. Bases 363 to 476 code for a protein of 37 amino acids.
GAUACAUAUUCUAAUACUUAUCGGGAAGAAUAAGACGGAAGGAAAAGAUCCGGUAGUUUGUUCAAGGAUCACCAUAAGUACAGAUAAUCUCAUUAUCUAAAGUUGUACAGGACCAGCUUAGAGACGUUAAUAAUUGAAAAUAUAACUUUAUUUACUAUGAGUACUUAAACUUAAAUGGUUAAACAACAUUUCAUAAAAGUUUUGACUUUCUUUGUUACAGAUAAUAUCAACUAAGCAUCUUACAUCAAUUCUUUCUAUAAUAAUUGCAUGCCAUAUCCGGACUUCAAUGUGCUGCAGUUGUAAAAAAUAUAAUAUAUACAAGUUAUGUGAUAAUAAACUAUCAACGUGAAAUAAGUGGAAAAAUGUAUGUUACAACUUUUGAAUACUAUUUCCUUCUUUUAUUGGUACUUGUACCUGUACACUUAUUCUUUAAGCUUUGGUCUUGGCUAGGGUGGGAGUUAUUUAUCAAUAAUUAAUGUCGUAGCAUAUAAAAAUCAAUAAUAAAACUGUAUACCAAUUGCUCGUUUCUAUAUA